Messenger RNA from Spodoptera frugiperda (fall armyworm), 2726 nucleotides. RefSeq names its product radial spoke head 10 homolog B. NCBI's taxonomy places the organism in Eukaryota, Metazoa, Arthropoda, Insecta, Lepidoptera, Noctuidae. The record is from RefSeq and is a predicted model, not a curated record. The transcript is spliced from 10 exons. The coding region runs from base 147 to 2555 and encodes 802 amino acids.
ACAAAGAUCUACAAACGAAUAGUGACUCACUUUGGGACGAACUGCUUGAAGAAUAAACAAAAAUAUAAAACUUUAGCGGUUUUAAUGUGCAUUGCUUUUAUCUAAACUAAUAUUUUACAAUUGUUGCACCUAAUAAUUGAUUCAGAAUGUUUUACGUGGAUUCUCAACGUACGGUCACACGGCGUGAAAGUUCUUUGAUAUCUCGUCGACGGCCAGGCUUGGAAGGUGAUAUUGACACAUGGUCUACAGUACGAGGCCCAUCUACUGUGCCGCUCAAUAGUGAUUCUUCAGCUUCUAUAUCGACUCGUCCCAAGGGUUCCAUCCGAAGAGAUAUAAUUACAAUGAUGUUCGAAGCCAUGCUGGAAACCAUUGUAGAAUCAUGGGAAACUAUUGCACCAAAAGGAGAUGACAGCUCUCGGUUAGAUUUCGGAACCAAGACAGCUAGCGAUACAACAUUUAUGGGCGGAAAAAAGAAAAAAGUUGCAUCAAAAGGAUCUAAAAGUAGACGAAGCCGAUCAAAAAUAGAAUUUGGGUUGGACUCUACUCAAAUGGUUUGGUGGUCUAGCCCAGAUGAAAAGGCAAUUAUUCGUUUCCGUAACGGCAAUAUGUACGAAGGAAAUAUAUCUUCUAAAUGUAUGCAUGGAGAAGGUCGUUUUGUUUGGAGUGACGGAACUAUUUAUUUGGGUCAAUUUAAAGACAAUGAAAUAAACGGGAAGGGUAUACUUCAGUGGAAGGAUGACAGGUGGUAUGAGGGCGAGUUUGUCGGUAACCUGCGACAUGGCCAUGGGAUUUAUGUGGACUCACGCACCCAACGUUCCUACAUUGGUAGCUGGCACUGUGGAACUAAGCACGGAGACGGAGUCAUUUACUAUUCUCAUAACUUCAAGAACUCCUAUGAUGGUCAUUGGAUCCAUAAUGAAAGGUUUGGGUACGGAUCUCGAGAGUACGAUGAAUCAAGUGGAUAUAAAGGAGAUUGGGACAGAAAUAUUAGGCAAGGAAAGGGCUUAAUGAUAUGGCCAAAUCACGAUUUUUACCGUGGCGAAUGGCAACAUGGAGUUAUGUCUGGCAACGGAAUUUACAUAUGGGAAGCUUAUUAUAAUAACACAAUGUCAGUGCCAUCUAUAAAUGCAUUUUAUGGCUCGUGGGAAAAAGGUCAACGACAUGGCUAUGGUAUUCUUCACCUCGGAUUGGGCUUAGGUUCGCAUUACAAGGGCGAGUUUAAAAGAAAUAAAAAACAUGGAGUUGGCAAGUUUGUCACAAACAAUGGAUUCAUUCUUCAAGAUAAAAACCUUUUCAUUGAAGACAAUAUAGCACCAGCAGUUGGAACCGAAGCACGAUACGUACAGGAAGCCAAAAAAGCUUUUGCAAUUGUUAGCCACGAACCACAUAAAUUUGAUAUAUGCGACAAUAACGUGGGCCUCAUUUAUCAUGUCGACCAAGCGUUUAAAAAUUUAGAUAAACGAGCUGAAAUAAGAAAAAAUAUAAUCAUGGAAUUCAUGGAAAAUAAUAAUAUUUUAGGAAAACAGCAUUUAGGAAUGGGUGGAGUUGAGGAAACUGCUUCAGAGGAAGCACUUAGAAAAGAAAAUUUCGAUACGCUGAUCAUGUUUGAGGAAACUUCGCUACGAAAUUGUUUGAAAUGCUACGAAACUGAAUUGGUAAACAUUUACUACAAAUAUGCUACUAUUUGCAACACCGAAGAAAUAGAAUUCACGCCUAUAUUGAUUCGCUUAUAUUUAUGGCAAUUAUAUUACGACUGCAAUGUCCACGAGCGAGGUUUAACACUCGUUGAGAUUGAUAGGAUUUAUCACCGAAAUCCUGAAUGGCUAGCAAGGUCUGCUCACAAUCCGUUUGAAAAGGUUUACUUUUGGCAGUUUUUACAUAGUAUAAUUUCGGUUGCUAGUAGAUUGUAUGCAAAAAGACAAAUGCCUGGUCCUAAGCCUGAUACGAUCAUAGCAAGUGCCCUUAGAAAUUUCAUGGAUUUGGACGUUAUUCCGGGAACUAGUCAGCAGAAAGGUUACCUGGUAAAUGGUUUCGGUCAAUUCGUACCGUUAAGAGCCACCUACGACCUAUACCGCAGUUUGGGAGAACCACACACUGUGCGCACUUUCCUGCGCGCCGUUCGACGCAUGCCGCACUCCCUGCUACAUCCUCAACCGGACAUUGUCGAAGUACCCGAUAUGUACUUGCCGCUAGGGAGGAACGUUUAUAUAUUUGGAGAUGAAUUGUCCUUUAUUGUUGAUGACAAUGAGCUUCCUGAAUUUUUUGAAUUACCUGAAAAUUAUGACAAAUUGAAACUGUUCAAUUUCGGCAACUUAUCAAGCAAAACCAUUAUAAGCAUAUUUGCAAGAAUAUUUCCACAGCUAUGUGAACAAAAUAAAAUUAUGAAUCUAGACAUAGAACUUUCGUUUUUCGAAUUUUUUGAAGCGUUUAUUUCGUGCGCCGAAGAAAGCAUUCGCGUGAGAGAUGAAGAACUGAGAUUUAAAGAAUUGGCCAUGUACAAUGAAACUUUAGCACCGCCCAGUACUCCAGCGGGACACGGUGCAAGAUCUAAAUGAACAUAAAACAACGAAAGUUUCCAACACUCCAGCGCGAAAUAAGUUAAUGAAGAGUGCCGAUUUAGCCCAACUGCCUCCAGAUUUUGGAGUAAUGGAUUACAUUUCUACUUCAAAAGAUGAUUAUAGGACUCCUUAUCCUGCAGUGACCAGACCGUUGAUGAUGUCUUCUCC